AGAGAGAGAGAGAGAGGGGAGAGAGAGAAUGGCUAGAGGUGGGAAGAAGGUAGAGAAGUCAGCAGCAGCAAGUGAAGUUAACCCAGAAGCUGAAGAGAGGAAAAGAUUGAAGAAACUAGCAUUUUCGAAGAACAUACUGUCGGAAACACCUGCGAAAGCAAGUUCAAUUGCUCUGGGUCCAUCCAAAACAGUGAUCAAACACCACGGCAAAGACAUACUCAGGAAGUCUCAACGCCGGAACAGAUUUAUGUUCUCACUUCCGGGGCUUUUGGCUCCCAUCUCCGGUGGGAAGGUCGGCGAGCUCAGAGAUUUGGGUACCAAAAACCCUAUUCUCUACCUUGAUUUCCCUCAGGGCCAGAUGAAGUUGUUUGGUACUAUUGUUUAUCCAAAGAAUCGGUAUUUAACUCUGCAGUUCUCUAGAGGUGGGAAGAAUGUUAUGUGUGAGGAUCACUUCGAUAACUUGCUCUCCGUUGUUGCAUAUCCCCUAGAUUCGUCAAUCAGCUCAUCACAUAGGCAUGAACAGAACAAUAUAGCUAAUGCUGAUUCUGGUUGGAAAGAUUGA
Messenger RNA from Ilex paraguariensis (yerba mate), 562 nucleotides. Lineage: Eukaryota; Viridiplantae; Streptophyta; Magnoliopsida; Aquifoliales; Aquifoliaceae. The record is from the annotation of a GenBank genome assembly.